AUUCAGUCCCACGUGAAAUCUCACACAGUUUUUGUUGGAGGCACGAUAUUCACACGCUUUCGUUGGCAACGCUGAACAACCACGGAGCACGCGCGCACACAUACAACCAGCACCAACACCAGUAACACCAGCAACAGCACCGAUACCAUGGCUCGCCGGCGUCAGAAGAAGGCAGUGCCCAUGUCCAGAACCAUGAGCUCAUCCUCCAUCGAGGAGGAGCUGCCACGCCCUCCCCCCAACGUGCGAAAGAACCUGCCAGUGAAAAGCGUCGUCAAGAUCUUCACGGUGGCGAGCCGGCCCAACUUCCGGCAGCCGUGGCAGAUGAGCCAGCAGGAGUACUACAAGGGCUCCGGCUUUGUCGUCCAGAACAACUACAUUCUGACGAAUGCGCACGUGGUUGCGGACUACACGACCGUGCGCGUCCGGCGACACGGCGGCCACCACAAGUUUGUCGCAAAAGUCCUGUGCAUCAACUACAGCUGCGAUCUGGCGCUGCUCACCGUCGACGACAAGGCCUUCUGGAAGGAUCUGCCUGCGCUGGAGGUGGCAGACGAAGUGCCGCAGCUGGAUGAGCGCGUCCUCGUCAUCGGAUAUCCAAUGGGCGGCGACACGAUCAGCGUGACGCGCGGUGUGGUGUCUCGCGUUACCACCCUGAGUUACGCCGACUGCAAGUUUCCGCAACUCCUUGCCUCAUUCCUCCUCGUCGUCCAGAUUGAUGCCGCCAUCAACUCGGGCAACUCUGGCGGCCCCGUGUUCCGGGAGAACGGGAAGGUCGUUGGUGUCGCGUUUAGCGGUUACGCCGGCGCAGCAGACAACAUUGGGUACAUUAUCCCGUACCCCGUGAUCAAGAACUUCCUUGAGGACUAUGAGCGGCGUGGGACCUCCGACGGCGUGUGCGACCUCGGCUUCUCCUACGAGCUCUGCGAAAACCAGGCCAUGCAGAAGAUGCUCAAGCUCGCAGGCGACAAAUCUGGUGUGCGCAUUGUGAGCGUGCGCCCGCUCGGUGCAUCGCACAACAUCAUCAAGCCGGGCGACGUCGUCAUGAAGAUCAACGGUUUCAAGGUUGCCAACGACGGCACAAUUCCGUUCCGCCAGGACGAGCGCGUGCACAUGUCCCACGCCAUCACCAGCAACUCGCUUGGGGAGGAUGUGGAGGUUGUGCUGCUGCGCGACGGAAGGAAGAAGACGGUCAAGAUUAAGGGCAUGCGCACCCCAAUGCUCAUCCCACCGUUCCGCAGGGACAAGGAGAUGCCGUCUUACCUCAUUGUUGGCGGCGCCGUCUUCACCGUCAUGACGGGAGGGCUGCUUGAUGCCGCUGUUGACGAGUUUGACGACAACGCGUGGGAGUACUCGCGGCGGGCGAAGAAGUAUCCCGACGAGCAGCUGGUGAUCCGCAUUGGCUGGCUCUCCCACCCGAUCAACCACGGAUACGCGUCGCACCGCGCCGAGCGCAUCGCAAAGUGCAACGGCGUCCAGGUCCGCAACAUCCGCCACCUCAAGGCCCUGUGCGAGCAGUCGAAGAAGUUUAUCGUGAUUGAGACGGGCGUGAAGCGCUCCAUCGUCUUUGACGUCAAGGAGACAAAGAAGGUUGAGAAGGAGAUUCUUGAGACGUAUGCGAUUCCGUCGCCGUGCUCCAAGGACCUGGUCGACGUCGACGCCUCGUACGAGCCGCUGCCGGCGAGCGACUACGACGUGAAGGACGAGAAGGGCGAGGACGAGGCCACGGCGCCGUCGUGCGAUGUGGAGGAUGCAGAUGAGGCAGGCGUGCUCCCAACCGCCGCUGCGACUGGCGCGACGGGCGGUGAUGAUGGUAGUGCUGAGCACGACACUGGUGCAGCAUCGGCUUCGUCUUCGUCGUCGUCGAGGGGCCGGCGCGGCGGUGACGGCGCCACCAUGGCAAUGGACGCGCGGGCUGAUGGCGAUCACGACAACAACAACGACAACGACAACAACGACGGUGACGACGAUGAUGCAAUGCCGAAGAAGCGCGCAAAGGCGACGCGUUCAUCUCCCCGCCGCACCGCCGGCGCCACGAAGACCAAGGCGAGCAAGGCGGACAAAUCAUCCGCAGCUGGUGGCGAUCGCGGUGGACGGCCACGCCGGUCAGGACGCAAGAAGCACGCGUGAGCAGCAUGUGAGCAGCACACUUGCAGCAGCAAUAGUCGUGGGCUGGCUGUGCAUGGCAUAGGGCGGUUUACUCAUCGCAUGUGCUUGCUUGUGUGUAUGUUGUAUGUGUGUGUGUGUGUGUGUGUGCGUGUGAACUUACAGUUGGUGUUAUGUUAGAUUGAUGUUCGUUUACUGUUGUGAACGUGAGUCUGUGCUCUGUCCAUUCGACCUUUUUUUCCCCUUUGGCUGCCAGUGUCAGUGUCACAUGUGGGCGACACGUGCCCAUCAUGCGUGAAGGUCGCGGCUGCGUCAACACACGCACUUCAGUGCAUUGCCGUUGUCGGUGGUGAAUUACACAGGUGGCAAGCUGAUCAGCACCCGAAUGCG
Salpingoeca rosetta is the source of this 2493-nucleotide messenger RNA. RefSeq lists its product as uncharacterized. Gene Ontology annotation, biological process: proteolysis. Bases 148 to 2127 code for a protein of 659 amino acids. Gene Ontology annotation, molecular function: serine-type endopeptidase activity; protein binding. Lineage: Eukaryota; Choanoflagellata; Craspedida; Salpingoecidae. The record is from RefSeq and is a predicted model, not a curated record. The transcript has 20 exons.